Dryobates pubescens (Downy woodpecker) is the source of this 3055-nucleotide messenger RNA. It is a transcript of the gene CCDC66, whose product is annotated as coiled-coil domain containing 66. The transcript has 17 exons. Gene Ontology annotation, cellular component: microtubule; cilium. The coding region runs from base 19 to 2703 and encodes 894 amino acids. Lineage: Eukaryota; Metazoa; Chordata; Aves; Piciformes; Picidae. Gene Ontology annotation, molecular function: microtubule binding. Gene Ontology annotation, biological process: cilium assembly. The record is from RefSeq and is a predicted model, not a curated record.
GAUGGACUGAAGCUGGAAAUGGAAGUUCUGGAUGGAAAGCCUAGGCUAAUUUUAGCUUCUUCUGAUAAAUCAAAGCCUGCAGUGAAGAUGGGUAAUAAAACCAGAGCACCUAAGCAGACAUUGAGAAUGAGGUAUGCUGGGCACGUUCUGAGAUCAGCACAAAAUGCUUGUAUCAAGCAGGAAAACUUAAAACCAAGAAGCGAAUCAAGCUUAUCAAUGACAAAAGGUGAAAAACUGCAAGAUACUAAACAUUCCUCACACGAAGCCACAACUAAAGAUCACUCUCUGAUUUUCCAAAGAUACAGCACAGACAGAUAUCCUGAUUCAGAGUAUCCUAAUGUUGUUAAAAAAAGUAAACAGAAAUCUCAAAACUCACGAGCGUCGGCUGAAGACCUAGGAAGCUUUGUGUGUUUAACACAAGAACAGCUUCAGCAGAUUUUGAUUUCCUUAAAAGAAGGAACUAGAAGCAUCUCUGAGACUCCUAAGCAAAAGCAAGAAGAAAUAGCUGCUAAUGAGGCAUCAGAGGAAAACAUUACAGCAUUGAUUCAAGAAGUUUCACCUGUUCCAGGUGAAGCUAACCCAGAUGCAAGCAGGAAACAAGAAGCAUAUCUAGAACCAGGACAGAAAGUUAUGAAGGAUUCAUGGAAACCUGCUGACAUGUUUAGUACCUUGGGUGAAAGAGAAGUGGAGAAAGCCUUAUUAGAAUUUAGAAAGACCCAAUGGAAGAAGGAAUUAGAUGAACAAGUAGCACUCAAGAAGAAAUUGAAAGAAGCUUCAGAAGGAGAAGGGCAUUAUUUCUGUACAAAACUUGGCAAUAAUAAAAUCCAUGAAGAGAAAGUGGAACCAGCUGGCCCAGAUAAGGAAGCUGUGUCACUGGAACGACCUUCUAGUGCUUUGAAGCAUGAGCAGCAGCAGAACUGGCUUGAGGAGUUGGAUAAGCAGAAGGAAGAAGCAAAGCUACGAAAAAUGGAAGAAAAACUUAAUUUAUCAAAGGCUGAAGAUCAUGACAGAUGGGCAGUGCAUUUUGAUUCUUUCAAGAGCCACCUCAAUGCACAACAGCUGACUGCUUUUGUUCACCCUUUUUCACCUGCAGCUCUAGACAGCCUCACACCCCUAAAGGUGGGAAGUGCAGAAAAAGCUGCUAAAAACAGUGCUUUGGAACAGAGUCAGAAAGUCAGUUUCCUUCGUUCAAUGACCGCUCUCCUGGAUCCUGCGCAAAUUGAAGAGAGAGAGCGGCGGCGGCAGAAACAAUUAGAACAUCAGAAAGCAAUAAUGGCUCAGGUGGAAGAAAAACAGAAGAAGAAAAAACUGGAGGAAGAACAGAGGAAAUGGGAAGAACAAGAGGAAGAACAGCGCCUAGCACGAGAAAAGGAACAAAUGCAGAGGCAGUUUGCAGAAGAUGUCCUGAAACAAAAACAAAAGGAGGAACUCAUGACUCUCAAAACAAACGAGCUCUAUCAGACAAUGCAGAGAGCCCAAGAAUUAGCACAAAGAUUAAAGCAAGAACAGCGCAUUCAAGACUUGGCUCAGAAGGGACAUGACAUUUCAAAACUUCAGAGGAACCUUGGUGGUGGUGGUAGAGAAUUUGAAAAUUGUAACACUGGCAUGUCACAUCAAAGUCAUAAUUUUUCUGAUGACAUGAAGAAUUACACUGAUCAGCAGUCUUCUCCUCGGAAAGACACUGCUGUACAGACAGAUUACUGCAGUACUUCUGGAUACCCUGAGUCAGCUGAGGAAAGAAUUGUGUGUUGCAGAUCACCUGAUAUUUCCAUAGAAUAUAAAGAAACCUCUAACUGCAAAAAAUACCAGAAAGAAAUGCAGUAUGUAGAUAAAAUUUCAGGAAAAGAGACUGGUGGCAUUUACAGUGAUCCAUAUGAACAGUAUGCAAGAAAGGAAAAACAAAUUAAACCUUCAGAAAAAUACAGCAAAAGACCUGACUGGAACAUAAACAGGCCUGGGAAAAGAUACAUUCCAGCAUCAGAAAGAUAUCCUAAGCAGCUACAAAAACAAAGGGAAGAAAACAAAAUAAGAAGACAAAUGGAGCUACUUCAGUUGGUAGAAAGAAAUACCUCUGGCAAUCUCUGCCUAAGAAAGGGUGGUUAUUCAGGCAAGUCUCCUUCACCUCAUGAAGAUAAAAAUAUGAAGAAUAAGAGACAUAGAGUCAGAAAGGAGGAACAUUUGCAUAAGAAUCACUUGAAUGACGAAAGAUCUGCAUCACCACCUGUUCCAGCAAUCAAGAGCAGAUUAUACCAAGUACAACACAACCAGAUGAGUGCUUCAAAUUCCCUGGUACACAGCAACAGUAGAAGAGAGAAAAACAUCAAGAGAGAUACACAGCGGAGGGGCUCCCCUCCUCCCGUUGCAGAAGCUGGAAGUCCUCCUUCUUCACAAUUUAUUCCGUAUGUUCGAACAAAUGAAGUAUAUUAUCUUGAUCCAGAUGCACCAGUGACUAGACCUUCAACACAUGACCCAGAGUAUCGCCAGUUCAAUGACUCUUGCCAAGUGCCACGGCAGAUUUUUAGCUCUGAUCACGUUAGAGAUCCUCUUCUCAAUCCAGAUGUAGUUAAAAGCAGAGCAAGACAACAAGCAAUUCUCAAAGGACUGUCAGAAUUACGCCAGGCCCUCCUGCAGAAGCAGAAAGAGUUGGAGACUGCCCUGAUUCCUGCUCUAGCUCAAGAAGGGAAGUUUAUUUCACCGUUUUGAGGUACAUGUGGACGUUCUCAGUUUUUAGAAUGGAAAUGCACAGCACUUUGUUUGCUGCUGCAGUUAGAUCCGAACCACAUCUGUCUUUUUUUAUGAAACAUUUAAAUUAUGUGAUUUUGGUAAGACUACAGGGUCAUGUUGCCUUUCACAUUGAAGAUACAUUAAUGAUGGUGUGUCUGUUUAGAAUGGCCUUCAUGCUCUCUGAAGACAUAUGUCUAUUUGAUACAAGCCACCAAAACACAGGAUGUUACCUGGGGUUUGGUAGAACUCAGUGUAUGUACCCUGAGAAAUAAAAACAUUAAGAUGUACUCUGAAUGGCCUGGAUAGACUUUGUUGGUAUUUUAAACUAUUA